GCUCAGUUUAACCUUAGAUUGCUUAGUAACCAACCGAUACCCCACGCACUUCCAUCGGCACUUACACGUCCAAAGCGCCGACAUCUCCAACUUUUUUUGAGCUCUUCUUCGUGAAAGUAUCACGAUCGCAAGAAGAAUUGCACAUCCCCUGUUGCUAUCAAACCGUUCAAAAUGGCGCCAGUACAAGAUGACGACUACUCGCUCCUUCAUACCGAGCGUAUAUCGCAAUACGUCUCCCUCUCGCCCGCCAGCCUCUCAACACCUCUUCCAGCACUUUGCGCCGCGGUAUUCUCACCACUGCUUCUUUCCUACUUCGCUCCAGCAAGGGGCAUAGUGCUCGCAUACGAGGAUGUGAAACUGAGCGGCGCGCCACCCUCGUCGCAAUCACAAGCCUCGAAAACAAAGUCAAAAUCGAAGUCAAGAUCACAACCAGAGCGUUCACAACAACGAGAAGAAGACGAAGACGACGACGAAGACGCACCGCCAGAGGCGCUGCUCCUCCGACACGUAGACGAAUAUAUGGCCCCUUAUCUCUGGGCCACGGCCACCUUCCUCGUCUGGCGUCCGCAAAGAAACGCUUUCAUCACAGGCCGCAUCACCCACCAGUCUAAAACACACAUCACGCUCGCACACCUCAACACCUUCCCUGUUAGCAUCCUCAAAGAACACCUCCCCGCAGCUUGGUCAUGGCAUUCGGAAGAAGCGGGGAAGAUGAAGAAAGGCUGGGAUGGGCGCAUCGCCGACGAGGGCGGGUGGUGGGUCGAUGGCGAGGGCGAGAAGGUGCAAGAGGGAAGCGAACUCAAGGUGCGGAUACGUGACUUUGACGGCAGAAUGGAUGGCAGAGGCAAAGGGAAGGGCUUCCUCCGGAUCGAAGGGUCUCUGCUCUCGGAAGCAGAAGAGAAGGCUAAAGCGCAGAAGGGCGGGAAAGGCAAGCAGAAGGCGAACGCUGGCGUGUUGAGGACGCAGCAACAGCGAGGAGCGCAGAUAAAUGGGGAGGUCAUGGAGAUUGAUUGAAUAUUCGGUGGCCUACAAAAGAGCGUGUGAGCUUUGCAUAAAUGGGGCUGGAAUGCUUCGCGAUUUUGACGCCGAGUGGAGUGCACAUGAAAAUGCUUCAGGAUAUAGCAGGGACAUGAGAAGUCCGAGUCAAGCAUUAAGUUGGUGUUCAAGGCGCUCGGGGGUUGCAUAGAUCUAGUUCUACGAUACCACAAUUCAACGUUGCAAUCAGACGUCAC
This is a messenger RNA of Cucurbitaria berberidis CBS 394.84, 1232 nucleotides long. RefSeq lists its product as uncharacterized. NCBI's taxonomy places the organism in Eukaryota, Fungi, Ascomycota, Dothideomycetes, Pleosporales, Cucurbitariaceae. Gene Ontology annotation, biological process: DNA-templated transcription initiation. The record is from RefSeq and is a predicted model, not a curated record. Gene Ontology annotation, cellular component: RNA polymerase I complex. The transcript has a single exon. The annotation marks the transcript as partial.